AUGGCUGUGUGGAACGCAGAACAGGUCGCGGAUCUAUCGAUGUGUGAGUCUUCCGAUGAUGGUGGGAACGAAUCAUCCGUUGUUGACUCAGAAGACAGUGAGUUUCGUAUUUCAAGCAGUGGUGGAGAGGAUCCUACAGUUUCUUCGGAAACAGAAAGUACCGACAGUGAAAACAGAACGUACGUAACAUGUGGUCGCUCGAGGGCUAGAGGUCGGCACGUGAGAACACGUGGCGGUGGAGUUAGGACCCGGGGCGGAAGCCGUGGAGUGUGUGUAACACCCAACCGAUCGAGAUCUGUAAGUCCUCAACCCAGACGAACCAGGGCAAUUCAUGUUCCACAGCAUGACUGGACCGAGGUGGCGCAAGACCCUCCAGAUUUCCCAUUUACCCAGACACCGGGGCUAAUCAACCCUGUACCAAAUGGGUCACCUGCAGAAUUGUUUGAAUUAUUCGUAACUCCAGAACUAAUUGAUAUGAUGGUGACAGAAACAAACCGGUAUGCUGCAGCAGAAAUAAAUAAACAGCGCCCACUACGCAGGCAUUCCCGUUUGAAUGACUGGCGUGACACUAAUGCAGUGGAAAUGAAAAAGUUUCUGGCACUCUUACUUCACAUGGGCCCCGUCUCGCUGCCCACGAUAGAGCAUUACUGGAGUACAAACAAUUUAUACAAAAACACUCUGUUUGGCAGUAUCAUGAGCCGCAACAGAUUCCAACUUCUACUUCGCUUUUGGCAUUUUACAGAUAAUGCGAACGCAGAUGCCACAGAUCGUUUGUAUAAAUUGAGACCUGUAUUAGAACAUUUCAACCAUACUAUGGACAGGAUAUAUUAUCCAAGGAAAGAACUCAGCAUUGAUGAAUCAAUGGUAUUGUGGCGAGGGAGGCUGGUUUUCAGGCAGUAUAUAAAAAACAGACGUCACAAGUAUGACAACUAUUAUAAUUCUGUGGGACUUGUAAAAAGGCUAACUAACCGAUCUACUUACAUUUGUGGUACACUUCGCUUUGAUCGUAAGGAGAAUCCAAAGGAAGUUGCAAGUAACAAGCUGAAAAAAGGUGAACAUGCUUGGAAACGUUCAGAAAGCGUUGUAGUAUGCAAGUGGAAAGAUAAGCGUGAUGUGUUGACAAUAAGUAACAUGCACAGGGUCAAAAUGAUCAAUGUAGUAAAUCGCCGACAGCAGAUGUCUAUCAAACCAAAUAUAGUGCAAGAUUACAAUGACGGUAUGUCGGGUGUUGACACAUCGGAUCAAAUGCUAUCAUACUAUUCUGGCCUUAGGAAGACUCUCCGAUGGUACAAGAAAAUGGGACUUCAUAUUCUCGAGGUUUGCGUAAUAAAUGCUCACAUCCUGCACUCUGAUAACAAUCCUGCAAACGCAAUGAAACUCCUGGAAUUCAGGGAAGCUGUGACAACCCAUCUCCUCGGUGACUCGUUGAAUGUGAUUCCCGCGGCAGGACCUAGCCCAACAUCCCAAUCAUCGUUCCAUUACUUGGAGCACUUGCCCACCACAGAGAAGAAGGAACGCCCCACGAAGAGGUGCAGAAUUUGUAGCAUGCAAGGCUUGCGAAGAGAAACUCUGUACGUUUGUGCUGAGUGUCCUGACAAACCGGCACUUUGUGUAGAACCGUGCUUUAGGCAACAUCAUGUAAAUUAG
Liolophura sinensis is the source of this 1647-nucleotide messenger RNA. RefSeq names its product piggyBac transposable element-derived protein 4-like. Lineage: Eukaryota; Metazoa; Mollusca; Polyplacophora; Chitonida; Chitonidae. The record is from RefSeq and is a predicted model, not a curated record. The transcript is spliced from 2 exons. The coding region runs from base 1 to 1647 and encodes 548 amino acids.